AUGCAACUGUCCGUCCGCCUCCUUCUCUACGUUGUAGUCUGUGCAAACUUUUGCAGCCGUCAGGGCACCACUGCCCAGAGCGGAUCUAUAAAAGCCUUGCGAUCCUCUAAUCUCAGGCGAGAUGAGAGCAAUCACCUCACAGACUUGUACCGAAAAGAAGAGACCAUCAGUGUCGGAGGAAAUGGCUGCAUCCACAGUCCCCGCUUCCCGAGUAGCUACCCCAGGAACCUGUUACUGACAUGGCGGCUGCUCUCGACAGAGAAUACAAGGAUACAGUUGGCCUUUGAUAAUCAGUUUGGAUUGGAGGAGCCAGAAAAUGAUAUCUGCAGGUAUGACUUCGUGGAGGUGGAAGAUCUAUCUGAAACUAGCACAGUUAUCCGAGGACGGUGGUGUGGUCACAAGGAAAUUCCUCCAAGAAUAACAUCCAAAACAAACCAAAUAAAGAUAACCUUCAAAUCCGAUGACUAUUUUGUGGCUAAACCUGGAUUCAAGAUUUAUUAUUCCCUUGUGGAUGAUUUCCAGCCUGCAGCAUCAGAAACCAACUGGGAGUCAGUCACAAGCUCUGUCUCAGGGGUAUCCUAUCCCUCUCCAUCAGUGACCGACCCUACCCUCACUGCGGAAGCAUUAGACCAGACCAUCGCUGGAUUUGACACCGUGGAGGAGCUGCUCAAGCACUUUAAUCCAGAGUCGUGGCAGGAAGAUCUCGAAAAUCUGUACACAGACACCGGACAUCAUUAUCGAGGCAGGAGCUACCGUGACAGAAAGUCCAAAGUUGACCUGGACAGAUUGAAUGAUGAUGUGAAACGUUACAGCUGCACUCCAAGGAACUACUCUGUCAAUUUAAGGGAGGAACUGAAGCUGACAAAUGUAGUUUUCUUUCCCCGCUGCUUCCUGGUCCAGCGCUGUGGGGGGAAUUGUGGCUGUGGAACAGUGAACUGGAGAUCCUGCACGUGCACGGCAGGGAAAACAGUGAAAAAAUAUCAUGAGGUGCUGAAAUUCAUCCCUGAGUCAGGCCAUCCCAGGAGGAAGGGCAGAACCAAGAACAACAUGGCCCUAGUGGAUAUUCAACUAGAGCAUCAUGAGCGCUGUGAUUGUGUCUGCAGUUCAAGACCACCCCGAUAA
Messenger RNA from Emys orbicularis (European pond turtle), 1122 nucleotides. It is a transcript of the gene PDGFD, whose product is annotated as platelet derived growth factor D. Gene Ontology annotation, molecular function: platelet-derived growth factor receptor binding; growth factor activity. The record is from RefSeq and is a predicted model, not a curated record. The transcript is spliced from 7 exons. Gene Ontology annotation, cellular component: membrane. Lineage: Eukaryota; Metazoa; Chordata; Testudines; Emydidae. The coding region runs from base 1 to 1122 and encodes 373 amino acids. Gene Ontology annotation, biological process: positive regulation of ERK1 and ERK2 cascade; platelet-derived growth factor receptor signaling pathway; positive regulation of cell migration.